Messenger RNA from Adelges cooleyi (spruce gall adelgid), 961 nucleotides. RefSeq lists its product as uncharacterized. The record is from RefSeq and is a predicted model, not a curated record. Lineage: Eukaryota; Metazoa; Arthropoda; Insecta; Hemiptera; Adelgidae. The transcript is spliced from 6 exons. Bases 67 to 747 code for a protein of 226 amino acids.
AAUAUCAUAUAUUUUUCAUUUUGUUACCAACCAGACAAAAAUCAAAGUUUUAAACUAGCAACGAAAAUGAACGCGAAAUAUCUAACCAUUAUAUGUUUAAUAGUUAUUCAUUGCCAGACAGCGAAAUCCAACGACCCUCCCGAAGAGGAUCGAAAAGGGAAAAGUAUUGUGGUAGCUUCGACUAGCGAACAAGAGGCCAAGCAAAAAGAAAUAGAAGAAUUAUUGAAGAAGGUAGAAGAAAGAGAAGAAGACAUCUGGAAGAUAGUAGAAAUAAAAAAAGAGGGUCAAUCAGAAGGUUACACUACCAAAGACACUCUGUUAAAGGUGUUACCUGAUCAACCAGAUAAGAUAGUCAACUGGCUAAAUGAAAAUCCAGGAAGUGACGAAGAUGGAACAUUCAUAAUAAAAAAGCCCAGAUUUAGAGCUUUAUUGCAAAACCUUGAACCGAAUCCUGAAAAUGAACAAAAACGGAUGAUAGAAGUAAAAAAAUUAUGGAAGAAAAUACAAGUAAAAGACAUAGACGAAUCAGAAGUAAAACGCCCAAACUACACUACCAGAACCGAAGUGAUAAAAGUGUUACCUAAAUAUACAGAUGAGAUAUUCGGAUGGAUAGAAAACGAUGGUGGUCUAUUCGAAAUAACAAAGGACAAAUUUCAAGACUUGAUGCGAUACAUUCCAAUAAGUCUUGAAGCGCUAAUAGCGCUAAAUGAACAUUUAGCAGAAAAUCCAUCGACCUUUUUAGAUUAAACCUUCAGUUUGCUAUUAGCGAGUAACUACUGCACCGCCAAUAGCUUUUAAAAGUACAUUUAAUAUGUUUUCACAUUCAUAGUAAUAUUUUACAAAUUUUAAUAAUAAUCACUUAAAAAGAUGUGUUUAAAAUGUCUAUAACCCAUCAUAAGUAUGUUAUUAUUUGUAUAAAAAUCAAUCAAUAAUAUAAAAAAAUGCCGACUUGUUAUAAUAA